Molecule: messenger RNA, 4173 nt
Organism: Ictidomys tridecemlineatus (thirteen-lined ground squirrel)
Lineage: Eukaryota; Metazoa; Chordata; Mammalia; Rodentia; Sciuridae
Source: RefSeq, a predicted model, not a curated record
CAUACACAGGGGGCUCCUGCGGCCCGCAGCGAGAGUUGGUCGUCAGGCCAUGAACUUGGGAGAUGGGUUAAAGCUCGAGACUGAAUUACUGGAUGGAAAAACCAAGCUAAUAUUAUCUCCAUAUGAACAUAAAUCAAAAUUUUCUGUGAAGGUUGAAUUACUGUCAUCUCCAGUGUGUUCUUUAAACACAGCUGAACUAUAUCAUCAUCAUCAAGUUUAACACGUGUGGUCAGAGUGCUUUCCUAAUUCUAGCAAAUUCUCUCCUGCAUUUUUCUUUAAUCUUCAUUAAUGAAUAUGAAGUAAAGAUGGUUACCAGCCUAAUUUCUUAUGCUUAUUGGAAGAGAAAUAAAAGAACUAGAAAUGAUUCAGUGUUAUGGGAAAUAAGACCAAGAUUGCAAAAUGUCCUUUAAGAACAAAACAAACUGGACACAUUAUAAAAUCACAAAAUACUUGUAUUGGGAGUGGAAAACUUUUCCAAAAGAAGACAAUUGAUUCGGGAACCUCACAAGCAAGAGGUGAAAAAAAUAGAAUGAUACUUUCACCCACUAAGGAUUUAUGUAAGCAGUAUACAGACAAAGACUGUCUUUGUUCCCCAAAAGGGAUUUCAUCUACAACCCCCAAUAUACAGAAGACUAGAAACACCAUAGAUAUAUCUCUAGUAGACAAACAGAAGUCUCACAAGAAGCACAUCACAGUUGAAAACAUGAACAGUGGUUUGAUGUGUCUAACACAAGACCAACUACAGCAUAUUUUGAUGACUGUAAACCAAGGAAAUGGAUCUGUUUCCCUGACUGAGAAUGGAAAGGAGGAAGAAACAAGUCAGGAUAGUCUCCAUUUGAACAAUAUUCCCAAUCAGCCAAAGGACAAGAACAUUAUGGGAUUACUCCAAAAAUAUGAGGCUGUUUCAUCUAUUCCAGAUGAAAAUAAAUCUGUCUUAAAUAAAAAUCAGGAGGCACCUAAACAAUAUGAACAGAAAAUUGCCCUAGAGAAUGAAUGGAAACCAGGAGAUAUAUUCAGUACUCUGGGGGAAAGAGAACGUGAUAGAAGUUUGUUAGAAGCAAAAAAAGCCCAGUGGAAGAAAGAACUAGAUGAACAGGUUGCUUUAAAGAAGAAAGAAAAAGAAGCUUCUGAAAAGUGGAGUAAUUCUUGGAAAAAAUCUGAAAGUGAUAAAAUAGUGUGGGAAAAACUUCAAAUUUUAGACCAAUCUAAGGAAGCAAUGCUGCUGGAGCAUCCUUUUGGUGCUGUGAAACAAGAACAGAGAAAAUGGAUUGAAGAGUUGAAUAAACAAGAAGAUGAUCAGCAAAGGAAAACAGAGGAAAAAAUUAUAUUUUCAAAGGGUGAGGAACAUGACAGAUGGGCAAUGCAUUUUGAUUCACUAAAGAGUCAUCCUGGUUCUCGGUCUCAGCUCUCCUCUCGGUCAACACAGAAACAACCAGAGUACUUCUGUGUCUCUCCUGAUACUCAGGAGCUGGCUGAUGUCAGUAGUGUUUAUACACCUACAACUGGAAGCCAGUUGGAAACUUCAGAAGAGGAGCACAUAGCAAAACCUCUUAGGGAUGUGGCUGAGGCAAACAAUCAGAAAACGAACUUCCUUCGUUCUAUGACUGCUCUCUUGGACCCAGCACAGAUUGAGGAACGGGACAGACGGCGACAAAAACAGUUAGAACAUCAGAAAGCAAUCACUGCUCAGGUAGAAGAGAAACGCAGGAAGAAGCAGCUGGAAGAAGAGCAAAGAAAGAAGGAAGAACAAGAAGAAGAGCGUCGCUUAGCACGGGAACGAGAAGAGAUGCAGAAACAAUAUGAAGAAGACAUACUUAAGCAAAAAAAGAAAGAAGAAAUCAUGACUCUCAAGACCAAUGAGCUAUUCCAAACAAUGCAGAGAGCACAGGAGUUGGCACACAGACAAAAACAAGAACAGAGAAUCCGAGAAUUGGCUCAAAAGGGACAUGACACUUCUAGAUUGAUGAAAAAUCUUGGUGUUGAUACAAUACAAAUGGACUAUAAUGCAUCCAUUACCAUUUCAAAUUCAAGACAUGACUCUGAGGAAGCCAGUGAUAAAAUGAACCCAUGUAUCAAUUCUACGACUUCUCCUAGGAAGGAUACUGGUGUGCAGACAGAUGACUUAACUACAGGCAUAUUCGCCAAUGCAGAAUCAUACUGUGAAUAUGUAAAGGAAAGAGAAAUCACAAAUUGUUCAUCUCCUGAGAUUUCUGUAGAAUUUAAUGGACAAUUUAAGACAGACAAGCAAGAAUUAAGAAAGAAAAAUGCCAACUUAGAAAAAGAAAACAGUUUAUGUAAUGAUCAGUGUAAUGAAUUUGUAAAACCAGAGAAACAAACAAAACACAUGAAGAAGUGUCCUAGAAGGCCUGAAUGGAAUUUAAAUAAGCCUCUCAAAAGGUAUGUUCCAGCAUCAGAAAAAUAUCCCAUACAGCUUCAAAGGCAGAGAGAAGAAAAAAAGGUAAGGAGGCAGAUGGAACUACUUCAUUUGGUAGAGAGAAAUAAUCCUGAACACCUCUCUCAAAAUAGAGGCACUUCAUCAGAAGUUCAUUCAUCUCAACAAGAAACUGAAUCACAGAGCAGGUGGCAUCUAAUCAAAAAGGAAGAAGAGUCUCUGAAAAUUCAUUCAUUGAACAAGGAAAGGUUUCAGUCAUCACCAGUUCCAGCAGUGAAAAACAGAACUCAACAAACUCAGACUAAUAAUAUAUCGCACUUACCACUAAAAUACAGUAGCUGUGAAACAGAGAAUCUGAUCUCAAGAGGUGGUCAAACAGGAUUGUCAGCUGGGAUGUCUGAAUCAUCCCAUUUUAUUCCUUAUGUUCGAACAAAUGAGAUCUAUUACCUUGAUCCUGAUGCACCAUUGUCUAGGCCUUCAACCCAGGAACCUCAAUACCAAAAUUCUCAGGAUUGUGACCAAGUCUCUGACCACCACAUUAGGGAUCCACUCCUUAAUCCUAACUUGUUGAAAAAUAGGGAUCGACAGCAAGCAAUCCUUAAAGGACUUUCAGAAUUGAGACAGGGCCUUCUCCAGAAGCAAAAGGAGUUGGAAACUAAUCUCAUGCCUUUAGCUGCAAAUCAAGAAGAAAAUUUUAGUUCUUCAUUUUAAACAAAUGCUAAAAUGUGCUCACUGUAUUUUUCAAGUACCCUAUGCUUGUACAUUAUGUAGUAAAUGCUGUAUUUUUUUUUUUUUAAAUAAAAGCAGAUACUUUUGUAAAAGCUCACUGCUAUAAAACUUACCUUAGUAGUCUGGAGUUCCUGACCUGUUCUUCCAUGGCUUUUAUGUACCUGAGAGUACCAGAAGACUGAACACAUUUUUAGACUUUCACUAAAUAACCCAAAUUCAGUUUAGGCUCCUGUGGAAGUUUCUCUACAUCCUGACAUUUAUUGUAGAAACUGCUGCAAUUUUCAAAAAUGUAGAAGUUAGAAUUAGACCACAGAAAAGUUAAUCUGACUUCUAUACUUCUGGUUAAAGUUGCUUGUUGUCCUGUGUAAAUUAAACUGCACAAAAUCCUAUGUACAAAGCUUAAGUCAUUUAAUUUUACAUAUAAAACUGACUUCAAUAUGAAGCCUAAGUACAGAAAAUGUAAAACUUAAAGAGUGCCAACAUGAGAAUUCAAAUACAAUAUGUUAGAAAUAUAUAUUUAUUUCAAUUUUCAGAUGCUUCAACUGAUACAGGCCAUCAUGAUUUAAAUAAGAGGAAAAACAUUUCAGAAAGGAUAAGAAACCUUUUGCUUAGAGAAAGAAAUAUAAAUUGUUAAAUUGUUAAUUCACUUAAACAGAAAAAGUUCACAACAACCUUUUUUUUUUAAAGUUACCACAUUUCUCUUUUUCAUUUUUUCCCCCAAUUUAUUGGAGAUGGAGGUUUCUCUCUAUCCAAGCUUUGAGUAUAAGCAGAUAAAAAGUCAUUUUCAUUUUCUUGACACUGACUUGAUGAAAGGGCAUAUGGUGUCCCCAAAAAUGUCUGAUGAGUGAGAACAUUAAAAUGACUAAACUGAUGGGACAUAUUUAAUUGACUCUGGUGAACCUCAAAGUUGCUAUAUGAAUCUUGUUCUGCUGAACUGUUCUCUCCUUCAGAGCAUACUAUAUCAUCAACAGAAGCGCUCUCUUCAGAAUCAAUUUGGUAAGUCUUAUCUUCUAAUAAACUUUUUUGCACGUCAAGAGAUGACUGCAACUCAA